Molecule: messenger RNA, 2216 nt
Organism: Dreissena polymorpha
Lineage: Eukaryota; Metazoa; Mollusca; Bivalvia; Myida; Dreissenidae
Exons: 11
Coding region: 195-2216 (673 amino acids)
Source: RefSeq, a predicted model, not a curated record
CACGCAUAUGGACGAUUGAUUAUGUCUGGAAGAGUGUGUCCAGUAUAGCUAGUCGAUGCAUAUCUAGCGUAUACGAUGACGAAACAAGUGGCCAAAUAUCAUCAGCUUUUAUACGCACAUCAUUGAAGUCGAUUUUAAUCAAAGAAUCAAUACAAAAGUGGACGGUCCUGGAUGACAAUAACUGCGAAAUAUGUAUGGUUAAUGGACAAUUGGAAAAAGAAAAUAUUUCCUUUCGCCGAGUAUCGGAAAUAAAUCAUUCUGACUGCGCAACAAAAAUCAAAAUAUGUUGUGCCUGCAUGAAGAAUUCGUACGUUAAUCCAGUCAAGUGUCAAGAGUGCGAUAACGUGAUCAAAUCUAUCAUAGGAGAUGGAUGGGGCGCCAUCUUAAUAGCUGGAUUCGACGAAGACAACAAUUCGUUUCGAAAUGAUGUGAAGAUGUUUGCUCAUGCUAUAUCAUCGAAAGUUCUACCAUCGAUGUGUGUAAGCACUGUGAUCACAAUUGAUUCGGCAACGCAAACAUCAGAACCUGUGUCAGUCCGGAUUGAUGAUGCAUUUAAGACGAUUAUGAGACACAAUGUUCACACGUUGGUGUUUCUCUACUCAGGACACCACAACAAAGACGGAUUUAAAGUUGGCAUGAAUGAAUAUGUCAGCAUGCAACACAUUAACAGAAAAAUACAAAAAUGUACACACGUUGAAAAAGUCAUAGCUUUCGUGGAUUGUUGCCAGCCAGAAAUUAUCAGAGUAAAAGAAGAACAAUGUCUCAUUCAAUUCAACGCAACUGCGAGUACGGAUACGGCUAUAUCUUUACGAAACGAAGGAAGUCCGUUUACGAAGUUGUUGGUACAGGCUUUCACGAUGAAAGCUUCAGGUGGCACAUGUGCUUUGCCGCAUUGUGAAUGUCGCAUAGAUGGACCCUUUAUAACAAUCGAUUCAUUAUCGCAUUACAUUGAGAUACACAGACAAAACGGACUUCUGCGUGGCAUGGAACCUGAAAAGAGCUUGAUCAAAAUUAAUUGGCAAAAUGAAUGCCUUGCCUACAAUUACUCAUACAAAGUGGCAUUUCGUUUCGAAAUUGUACUUCCUACACCGUUUACGUCAAAAUACACAUACGAGGUUUUGGCAACAACUGUGAACGACUAUGAUGUCCUGAUGCAAACGAUUCUAUUUCCGAGAUUUGCUGACUUAUUGGGAGAACAACUUAAUGUGCAUCAAAAGUCAAUGUCACAUGCAGACAAGAAUGCCGAUUGCUUGUGCAUUGUUUAUGAUACGGGUGCCAAAUGUUGUGAAGAAGUAGACAACAUAGAAAAACUUGUGCUUGCUUGGAACUCGAAGCGUUUGUUGUGCUGCAAGCUACGAUUCUCACUGACAGGCAAUUAUCAUAAACCGUCCGGUUUUUUCUUGAAAAACGGUAAAUCUGUCAAGGAUUGCAUGCAUGAAAAGAAAGAAUUUGAGUUGACAGAAAUGGAGAGUUUCAUAAAGGAUUUACAAGAUAAAGGGAAUAAGUGCGACACUGACACAGAACAAGCUUUAACCGUUUUCAUUUCAAACAUGUCUUCAUUUAUUCAUGGCUGCAAACGGAACAAGCUGAAGCAUCAAAGAAUACAAAUUCGCUUCAUUGAUCUCUUUGAUGAAUGUACAAGCUGCGUGGUUCAACUUUUGCUUGUCAAUCCAGGUUCUGUUGUGAACAGAUUGAAGAGCACAGACGUCAGUCCCAGUCACACAUUAGUACAAGGAAAUCCCAGUUCCAUCAGUUCACUAUCCCAGUCGAGGCCAUUCACCCUGGAGCUGAUCGUGUCAUUGAAUCUAUCAAAGUUUGAAGACACUAUACGCGACUCUUAUCUCACUGGAAUAGACUUCCUGUCGGACGGAAGACUGUCUAAGAACACGUUAGUACUGACUGACAGGCUUGCUCACACAGUGUAUAUGUACGACACCGUGAAGGGAACGUCUAGAGCAGUCACUAAUGGGAACAUACAGGGACCACGUGGUGCCUGUGUCGGACCAGGUGAUACGGUCAUGGUGUGCAGUAAAAAUAUGAACUCUGUUGUGCACCUGACUGUAGACGGUGACUUCCUGUGUACAUACCCCGUGGAUAUGAAGCUCCCGUGCAGCAUAUGUGUGUCUAGGGAUAGGACUAGGCUGGCGGUGUCCAACAGCGCUAAAGGUGCCUCUAAACUUCAGCUAUAUAAAAUACAACACACACUCAAUAACUAG